This is a messenger RNA of Globicephala melas (long-finned pilot whale), 3212 nucleotides long. It is a transcript of the gene OSTN, whose product is annotated as osteocrin. Gene Ontology annotation, molecular function: signaling receptor binding. Lineage: Eukaryota; Metazoa; Chordata; Mammalia; Artiodactyla; Delphinidae. Gene Ontology annotation, biological process: hormone-mediated signaling pathway. The record is from RefSeq and is a predicted model, not a curated record.
AAACUGCACAGAGAGGACUCUAAAGUGAGAAUCUCCUGAUUUUUCACAAGAUGCUGGACUGGAGAUUGGCAAGUGCACAUUUUAUCCUGGCUGCGACGUUGGUGGUCUGGAGCUCAGGAAAAGUGCUCUCAGUGGAUGUCACAGCAGAGGCCUUUGAUUCUAGAGUCUUAGAUGUUCAGUCACCACCCACAGUCAAGGAAGAGAAAUCAGCCACUGAUCUGGCAGCAAAACUCUUACUUCUUGAUGAACUUGUGUCUCUGGAGAAUGAUGUGAUUGAAACAAAGAAGAAAAGAAGCUUCUCUGGUUUUGGUUCUCCCCUGGACAGACUCUCAGCUGGCUCUGUAGAUCAUAAAAGUAAACAGAGGAAAGUAGUAGAUCAUCCAAAAAGGAGAUUUGGUAUCCCCAUGGAUCGGAUUGGUAGAAACCGGCUUUCAAAUUCCAGAGGCUAAUUGAUUCCAAUCACACAAUUUCCUUGGGUGAAAUGUCACAGAAAUACGGAAGAUGCUGCAGUGAAGUUCUUCACACUCCACAAUGAUUAAACUUCUAAGGAACCUUCUGUAAUCCUUUCCAGAGCUUUAACUUCAGUUCAUCACAUCACAGUAUUGUUGUAACUUCAAUUAAAUUGUGCAGAUAAUUUCAAUGUAUGGAUAUAUUUUAAAUAUAUAUUUUAGUUACUCAUGAACGGUUACUUGGCCCCAAACCUUACUUUUCUAAGAAACAGAAUACAGUGAAACGCUUUCUAUGUGCAUUUACCAUUUACAUAUAUUACUGAAGAAUAGUAACUGAAGACUGAUUUCUUUCAGUAAAAUUUAGGUACAAUCCAGUUGUUCACCAUUGUUCAUCCAGUAAAAUUUAGGUACAAUCCAGUUGUUCAUCAAGGAAAGACAAUGCUAUAUAGUUUCUCUUGAAGUUUUACUUCUCUCGUAUCCUUUGUCUGUGAGGCUCUUGGGUAAUGAUUAUGAAACUAGACUUCUCUUAUAUUCAAAUGUCAAUCCGGUUCAACCAAAUAAAACACAGUCCCAGUUCCAGAAACAAGAGAAAAAUGUCUCUGAGCAGAAAAAAACAGCAGUAAUUAAGCCCAUAAACUUUAUUCUCCCAAUGAACUGAGAAACACUGCAGGCCGGAGUACAUUGACUUAGAACUAGGAAACGAAGGAUAUUACUCAUUUGCCAAGUUUGGCUAUCUCAUGUCCCCUAACAACUUUCCAUUUCUCUAAAUUACAACUUAUAGUUAAUUAAGAGUAGCACUGGCUGAUUAUGAGAACAACUACACACAGAAGUAACAGAUGAAAGUAUGGGGAAGUCAAAGAAUCACCAAGUAGGAAACCACCAAAGCACUUGGGGCCAAUUAAGUUCACCUAAUUGUAGCACAGUAUAUUUUAGCACAUUACAAUAAACAGUCUUUUUGUUGUUAAUCACUCAUCUAAGAAUCCAUUUAAUUUGUUUCAUAUACUGUGUUUAAUAAAGCAUUGAAGAAUAUAUGAGAAUGAUUUCUUUAAAAAGAUUCAAAUUAUUUUUAAUUGGCCUAUGAAAGCAUAAGUUUUGGUAUUCUGGAAAGCUCAACUCUCAGCAAAACUGUGUUGUUCUUGUAAUUUAGAUGCAUAAGCCCAUUGUGCAUUGGAUAUGCUUUCAAAACAUAAAGAUAACUUAUUCCUUGGACCAGAGAUUUAGCAUAAGUCAGCAGAAAUUUAAAAACCCUCUGAAAACACUUCUUUAAACCCUAGUAAUCACUGUCAAACAGACCUGAUAUGUGGGAAGAAAAAAAGUUCGGUCAGCAAAGCAAAGGUUUAUUUUAGCCUAAGAAGGAAGACUGUGAUGAGAAGGUAUAGUCAUAUUAGAAGAAGGGGAGAGAAAUGGGUUGUUGUUGAUCUUACCUAAAAAUGAAUUAAUGUACGAUCCAAAGAACAAAAUAAACUCAGACAUAGAGAUGAACAUAUGCACUUAGAAUACAAAGUGGUUUUGCAUAUAACUUCUCCUUGAGGGGGGAAAUGUUCUAACUGCUGAAAAACUUUAAGCUUAGGAAAAAACUGAAAAUGAAUGAUUCUUUUAAUUGUAAUAGAGGAGCCUUAGCAAAGAGAACUGAAUUUUGAGAAAUCUCACUGAUUCUUCAAUUUCUGUUCAUAAACUUACAUUAGAAAGUUAGUGGUACAUGGACAGAUAUACUGCAGGACUCAUUAUUUGAAAGAAUUAUUUAAGUUAUAAUUGCUCUUGCCCACCUUUCCCAACUUUCUGAUGAAUUAUAGAAAUAUGUCUAAUUCCUUAGAAGCUCUUUCUUUCCUUUUUCUCCCCUUUGGAUAUUUGUCAGCUGCUAAUCCAACUGGGUACUGUUGGUUCACACUUUGACAAAAGGUAUUAAAACCUACUUUAACCUAAAAAUUUCUCAUGAUAAAGAUUUAAAGUUGGAUUAAACAAAUUGAUUUCCUAUCUUCUAUAAUUUUUAAAUUCAAAAUUAUGCCUAUGGCCUCCAUUUUAACUAAAGUAAGAAGUCACAGUGUAUCGAUUUAUACUCUAUUCUAAUGUGUAAUGCAUUUGUCUCAUAGCAUAUACACAAGACUUACAUGAAGAGAAAAAGAAUACACAAGACUUACAUGAAGAAAAAAAGAAAAGUGUUUUCUCCACUUAUAACUAUUUUAUUUCAUAUUUUAACUUUUACCACUACUUUAUACAGAAUAGAAAAUAAGUCAGCGGUAUUCUAGUUUAAAAUAAGGCAUCCUUUUAACAUAGCAGGAAAUUUAAGACAUAAUUUCUGUUAAGAACAUGACGAAUCAUCUCAUCUAUUUGUAUAACCCAUUGUAUAUUACUAAAUCCAGCUAUAUUUCAUUGAAAGUCACCAGCUUAAAGGGACUUUUCAUUUAGUUUCAAAGAAAUAGAUUACUUUUUAUUUUUCUUUGUUCCUGUAAAAAGCUUCAUACAGCAAACUGUGAAUAUGGAUUUCUGAGUUCUGGUGUUAAUUAUAUAACCAGUUUUUCAUGGGGGAUAUUAAUUCCUGGUUACAUACACAAAAAAAAUAUCUAGCAAAUUCUACCUUUAAUCUACAGAUAUCUUUAGGGAAUUAAACUUCUUAAAGCAAAUUAUAAAAAGAAAACAAAUUAUAAACAGAUGACUUUCUCUAAAAGGAAGAAGUAUCAAAACCUUUUUUGAAUGACAUUACCCCUAAAGUUUACAAAUGCAUAAAUAUUGUUCAACUGCUCCAAAGUUAAUAAACGUGAGAUG